Messenger RNA from Ostrea edulis (European flat oyster), 6621 nucleotides. RefSeq lists its product as uncharacterized. Bases 210 to 1664 code for a protein of 484 amino acids. The transcript has 17 exons. Gene Ontology annotation, molecular function: amino acid transmembrane transporter activity. Gene Ontology annotation, biological process: amino acid transmembrane transport. The record is from RefSeq and is a predicted model, not a curated record. NCBI's taxonomy places the organism in Eukaryota, Metazoa, Mollusca, Bivalvia, Ostreida, Ostreidae. Gene Ontology annotation, cellular component: vacuolar membrane.
ACACAUUGCACUUCCGGUAAAUAUAGAUGGCGCACCAACGUUGACAAAUAUAGAAACUUUUAACACGUUACAAGGAGUUUCCCAAAGCAUGUAACCUCGGGAAAAUACGAAUUUAUGUAUCAUAAACGAUGGGAUCGCAUUCAGUUAGUAGACUUACAAGAUAGAGAAUUCCGUCCCCGGUCAGACGAACUGAAAGCCGGAUAAGAAAGAUGGCAGUCGGGGGUUCGAACUCAGGCUCGGGGUCUAGGAACUCCAUCAAGAUUUUUGCCAACAUUUUCAUUUCGUUCAUCGGUGCAGGUGUGCUGGGACUUCCAUUUGCCUUCAAGGAGGCUGGGAUACUUGAGGGAAUAGUUGUCAUGACACUGGUUGGAAUCACAAGCGUGAAGGCCAUGUUACUUAUUGUGGACUGUAAAUAUCAGCUCAUCAGAAACAACCGAGUCGAAACCAAAAUAUACAUGAAGGACAAUACAGAAGCAAGGGAGGAUGGCCUUAAAGUAAAGGUCAAGGACACAGAAGAGGUCAUGACUUUAUUAGCAGAGGAUGAACCAGAAGCUGAAAAGGGGCAUAAGAGUUCACGUCUGCCUGUUGACUUUUCGUAUGGUGACAUAGGUCAGCAUGCCCUUGGACACAUUGGUAGAGUGUUUGUGGAUGUGGCCAUCCUCAUCUCACAGGCUGGAUUUUGUUGUGCAUAUCUGAUAUUCAUAUCAGAAAACUUGUCAAGUUACAUUCCCAAGCUAAAAUUAAUCCACUGGCUGAUCUUACUUUUACCACCCCUGUGUUUAUUAACAUUACUCCGUCAACUAAAAAGCUUGGCCCUUACAAGUUUACUAGCCCAGUGUUCUAAUCUGUUGGCCUUUGGGGUGGUGUUUUGGUUUGAUUUUGAACAUUUCCACCACAUUGAAAUUCAUCCAAAGAACAUGUCGAUAAAGGGUCUGCCGUUUUUUCUAGCCAUAUCUAUCUAUUGUUACGAGGGUGCUGGGAUGAUAUUGUCUCUGGAGGGGUCACUAGCAGCUGAUAUCCGAUACAAGUUCAAAAGAUAUUUUGUAUGUACCAUGGUCAUCGUUACCAGUUUGUAUAUCUCGUUUGGAUCAGCGGGAUAUUUAUCAUUUGGUCCAGAAACAAAUCCAAUAAUUACACUAAAUUUGCCAAAAGGUGAAUCUCAGGUGGAUUUUGCCAUGGUUGUUAAGACUUUCCUCUGUCUUGCUUUAUUUUUUACCUAUCCAGUUAUGAUGUUCCCGGUGAUGAAGCUUCUGGAAAAUUAUUUCAUCACUGAUGCUCACAAGAAAAUCUUAAAAGGGAACAUCCUGCGAGUGUUUACUGUGUUCAUGACUGGCUGCAUUGUGUUAGUCAUCCCAAACUUUGCCAAUCUAAUGGCCCUAGUUGGAGCGACCUGUUGUACCAUGUUAGCCUUCACUUUACCCGGAUUGUUCCACAUGUGUAUAUUUAAAGGAAACCUUACAAUAUACCAGGUCAUUAUAGACUGGACAUUGAUAUUCUUGGGAGUUGUGGGUGCUGUGAUUGGAACAAUUGAUGCCUUACAAAGACUUCACGCUUCACAGGAUACCGGAAAUGAAGCACAUGACAUGAUGUUAUCCAUUCAGAACAUCACUACCACUCUGUCUUCUGCCAUCAACUCUUCUGUUGCCCUUACUGCACCAAAAUGACCUUCAGGUUAAGGUCAUUAGUUCUAUGUAUGCUGUGCAUAUGGUAUUUUGCAUACUAUUUUGUUCGUAUUUUGAUGUCGCUUAUUGCGGUGUUUUAGGUACAGCUUAAUUAGUUCCCACUCGUUGAUGACACAGAAAUAUCAAGAGAGUAAUUAAGUGAAGAUUUUGUCUUCCCAACAUUUUGAUUACUCAAACAUCGAACCUUAUAAAACUGAGUAGCAGAAAUGUGGGAGUGAAUGAAAAAGUCUGAAUUUAUUUACCAGGGUAGAUUGAAUUUGUUUUUGUUCAUUUAGUCGUUACAUGAAUGUCAGUAUUAGAGAAAACACUUGUAAAUGCAGGGGCUGGACAAGUGUUAUAAUUUACCUUAUGCAGAAUCCGGAUGAGUUAUGAUUAACCUUAUACAGGAGCCGGACGAGUUAUGAUUAACCUUAUACAGGAGCCGGACGAGUUAUGAUUAACCUUAUAUGGGAUCCGGAUGAGUUAUGAUUAACCUUAUACAGGAGCCGGACGAGUUAUGAUUAAUCUUAUAUGGAAUCCGGAUGAGUUAUGAUUAACCUUAUACAGGAGCCGGACGAGUUAUGAUUAACCUUAUACAGAGGGCCAGAUGUGUGUCAUGAUUGACUUUAUAGAGGGGCCAAACAUGUGAUGAGAAACCUAUUGUUGCAUUUGUUGAGUACUUGGCAAUAUAUUGUAGGUAUGUGUUCGACUCCUGUGCUUGUAUCUACCUUCACAGAAAUAAAGGGGUUUUCUGAUAUGCGUAUACAGUGUAGUUGACCAUUUUACAAAGGAACUUAAAACUAGAAAUUUGUUUCUUACAUAUUUUUGACUAAGAGACUGAAUAAGAAAUAUACCAUGUGCGAUUUUUAGAUUUAAUUAUUUUAUGUGAAAAGAACAACAAAUAUUUAAAUGAACAGAAUAAAUCAAUGCCGUGUAGUGCAGUCACCGGUCUUAGUUGUAACUUCUUUUGGAAAAUGGGACAGUUGUUAUGACAAUCUGAUAUUGAACCACUUAAUUUUUAUGCUACAGGGAUAUUGUUGGAGGGGUAGCAGGCUAUCCCUGUGUUGAAAUUGUGUCAUGUAGAUUUAUUCAUUGUUUGCUGAUAUUAUUAAUUAAGAUGUUAAUUGCAGUACAACAUGGUUAUAACGAAGCACUGGGAGCAGGUGGUUUGUCUUCGCUGUAAGCAUAAUUCAUUAUAUCCAUCUGGAUAUUAAAUUUUUUUUGCCGUGAAAUUCAAUUCAUUGUUGGAUGAAUUCAUUAUAAGUGUAUUCGCUAUCACCAUGUUUGACUGUCUAUGUAAUUUGAAUUAUACAGAUGGUUAAAGGAAAUGCGCGAUGUUUCUUGAUAAUAUAUAAUUUUUUAUGAUACUUCAGGUGUGAUUCACUUGCAUAUUAUACUCAUAUUGUUUCAACAACAACAACAACAACAUGGAAAGUAUACUACCAGGUCUGUUUUAGAGUUAACAUAUUUUGAUAGUUCCUGGUUGUGGCAAUGUAUAAAUUAAGUAUUAAGAAGGUUAUAUAUGGACAUUACUAAGCAAAGAAGGGGAGAAAAAUCUUGGAUCAAUUGGAGAUGAAACCUGGGGCCCUUGUAUUACUAGUAAGUUGAUCUAACCAGGCUGAUAUACGAAGUAAUAGAUUUAAACUUAAUAAGGAAAUUAUAAAAGAACUCUUCAUAUUAAGGAGAUGAAGAAAUGGUUUUUAAAAAAAAAAAGAGAUGGCAGAAACGUCAUGUAUGACUUUAAGACGAGAAGUUGAUCUUUUUUGUAAUUUAUGUUUAUCGAUGAUUUUUGUAAAUGGUUGGGAUGUGUCUGAAGGUAUUUUUGUAUGAAGGGACCAUGAGAUCUGUUUGUUAAACAACAUUAGAAUAUUUUUUUAAUUGACAUUUUUCUUUGUUUGAAGUUAAAAUGGAAGUAUUGGUAUGUUCAUGUAUCGUAGAUUCAGUUUUGUUCACACUAUGACCCCCCCAGGGUCUGAGCGGGUCCACAAGAGGGGUUCAAUUAUUGACAUAGGAUUAUAUAAGAAAAACACUAGGCUACUACAUAAAGAAGCAUCCUCAUUUAGUGUAGAUUCAAGUCUGUCCACAUCAUGACCACUGGGGUCAAAGCGGGGCCACACUAUGGUUUAAGUUUUAUGUAGAAGUCCUUGAAAAUCUUCUUCUCUAGAACUACCAUGUCAUAUUGAUAUGAAAUCAGAUUCUACUGUAAUAUAAUUCUAAUUAUAAUAAUACAUAUUGUAAUACUUCAUUUAUAGAAGGUUCUGUGAUAAGUGUAAGGCACUAGUGUUCCUCAGAACCUUCUUUAUAACAUACAUACAGGUGUUAUAAGCAUAUAGUAUACAUACAGGUGUUAUAAGUAUAUAGUAUACAUACAGGUGUUAUAAGUAUAUAGUAUACAUACAGGUGUUAAAAGUACACUUUAUAAAAUACAUCAUACUCAGUAUAAACGCUAUACAACAGAUAACCUCACAGGGUUUGUGAAUGUGAGAUAAAACGAGAUACUUAAUCAUAAAACCUUGACAUUGUGAUGAUGUGCAACAGAAUGAGUAGGGCAUCAAACUGUUGCCAUGAUGGGACCACAGGAGGGGUGAAAACAUUUAAAUCUGUAGGAAAAUUUUUCAGAAAUAUUAUCAGGAACCUCGAGGUUGAUUCAGUAUGAUAUAUUUACAUUUCUAAUGUUUAAACCUUUUGAUAUUUUUACUGAUUGAAAUGAUAGCCAUUUCCACAUGAAUGUGAACAAUGCGCGUAUGAAUCUUGAUAAAUAUAGUACGAUUAAUUUAACGUAAGGGAAUUUCGACAGAAGUGAAAGUAAAUUUGAAUAUAAAAAAUAAUUUUCAUCUUUGAAAAUACUUGAGGGUAUGAACAGCAAAGCUUCACACCAGCGUACUUUUAUGAAAUAUCAGAGUUUAAUUAAGGCAAGCUCGAUGUUACAGGGUUUUCAACAGUCUUGUUUGAACUCGGCAUUUUGUAAAUUCUGUGGUCGUUAUAAUGACCUAGUUUUCCCAUACAACCUGUCGUUGGGGUUAAUAUUGUCUGACUUAUUUCCUACCAAUUGUUAGGCCGUUCUGUACACACUGAUUGUGACUAUAGAUUACUCAGUUUACCUGACCAACAUAGAGGGCUUAUGGUGGGUGUGAACGGUCGACAGGGGAUGCUUACUCCUCCUAGGCACCUAAUCCCACCUCUGGUGUGUCCAGGGGUCUAUCCUACUCUAUUCUUUAUGGAAUUUAUGAAAUUGAUCACCGUUUGUUAUCUUCACUUUUCAUGAAGUAUGCUGGCGGAAAGCGUCACAGUUUAUGUAACUGAUCUGACUUUCGCUUAUGUGUAUCACAGCAAUGAUAAAUACAAUGUACCAGGUAUAUAUGUAUUAUACGAGAAGAUGGCUGGGGGAAUUUUUCACAUAUGUUAUAAAACAAAUAUAGUAUAACCUAAAAAAAGAUUUACCAUUUUCUUUAGUUGCCGAAAAAAAGGCAUCACUGAUCUUUUAGUAUAUUUGUUUUGAAUUGAAUGAAAGUAUAAAACAUGUUGACGUGAAAUACUGUAUUUUAUAAAUAUUGACGUGAAAUACUGUAGUUUAUAAAUAUUGACGUGAAAUACUGUAGUUUAUAAAUAAAUUUCUGACAUUUGAGUAGGAGAGUUUUAUCUGUUUGUAUAUUUGAUUGUAAUUGGAAUAUGAGUACUUAAUGAAUUAUGUUAUCUGUUAUUAGAUAUAUAUAUAUACUUGUAUUUAUGGGAGAUGUUUCACUGGUGUUGUUGGUGAUUAAUCAAUGACACACUGCUUAAAAUGCAUUAAUCACAUAUCACCAACAGCUGUUCUACAUGAACAUUAUCUGCCAAUACUUUAUGGGGAGCAGUGGGGACCAAAAACCCUUAGCUUGUGAAGAUGACCGGAAUGCCCCUUAAUACUCCUAAUUAUUUUUAGAUUGUCAACCAGACAUUUUGAUUUUCUAUGCAUAGUCCAUGUUGACUCAGUCAUGGGGUAGAACUUGUUGACUAGUCAUGUAAUUUAUACGCGGUAUUUAUCAUUUGCCACUCUAAUAUUAAAUGUUUAUAUAGUUUUAUCUAUUUUUAAUAUGUAUAUUUUUGACAUAGCCUUUCUGUAAGAAUAUACUACCAUGACUCUGUCACAAUUCCAUCAACUAGUAUAUUAAGGAGGAAACAACAUGUUGUCAUAAUGGCGGACUUCAUAUUUUAAUACUUGAAUGAAAAUAUAAAUAUCAGCAAUACAAUGUAUAUUCCUUUUAAAUCUAAUCACCUAGCUGGGUAGCUCAGUAAACAUUUAUUUUUUAUUUAGGUUUGUGUGUCCACUGCUUAUCUGUAGUUUGUGCAUUAAAGUCCAGCAGAGGUUUUAAUUUUUUUUUCCCAGAUUACUGUCUACUAAAACAUUUUUUAACUAAUGAAUUAAAUUUGAAAUGUUUAAAUAUUGUACACAUCCCCCACUUUCCAUCCAUAUGGGGUGUGUUGUUUCUCCUAUCUGUGCCAUUGCAAUUCAAUUGUGAACUCUUCUGUUUGAAGGUAAAAUUGAUUUGUCAUUCAAGAGGUCUAAUUAUGAGGUAAAACGUCCUGUGAUAUGGAUGAGUAAUUUUUGUUAGUUUUUAUUAAUAUAUUUAUUUUGGUUUUGUGUCUCUGUAGUGCAUAGAUGUUAAUUACAUAGGAUACUGGGUGCAGCUGAAAUUUAGUUGUGUGGAUUUUUUAUUAUGAUGAUGAAUUUGUAUAGUUUUCGAGGGGUUCAAUUGUAUGUAGAAAAUUCUUCAUCUGAUGGGAGAAAAAUAAAAUAUCACAUUCAAAGAUGGACUAUGAUUUAGUUCCUCAACACAUUAGACAUUUGAAAUGUCUACAUUUUUGUAGAGUCAACAUUACAUAUAUAUUCAAUAUAUAUAUUUUUUCCGAAUGCAAGAAAUUUGAUUUAUAGAGGGGUUUUAUGAAAUGCUUGUUAUGCAAUUAAAACAAAAUUAAAAAUAAA